Messenger RNA from Spinacia oleracea (spinach), 1937 nucleotides. Its product is annotated as amino acid transporter AVT6A. The record is from RefSeq and is a predicted model, not a curated record. Gene Ontology annotation, molecular function: L-amino acid transmembrane transporter activity. Gene Ontology annotation, biological process: amino acid transmembrane transport. Bases 161 to 1567 code for a protein of 468 amino acids. NCBI's taxonomy places the organism in Eukaryota, Viridiplantae, Streptophyta, Magnoliopsida, Caryophyllales, Amaranthaceae. The transcript has 5 exons. Gene Ontology annotation, cellular component: membrane.
AAUUUCCACAAUCCUACGACUAGCCCGUGUCUUGCACGGGUCAAACAAAGUUAUUGUAGUCACCCAAAAUCAAUUCCCGCUCAAACACUCUCCUAGAGUCCUAGAGUCCUAGCCCCAAAUCCCUCAUCCUCCAAAUCCUCUCCCUCGAGUCUCUCCUAAUAUGUCGCUAAUGUCCGCCACUGCCGGCGACAGAAGUUUCCGGCGGGGCCCCAAAACCCCACUUCUCCCUGAAAAUCACUACCAAUACGACAAACACUACCAUCCCCAUCACCACGGUACCGAACACUUCGAGGGCUUCGACGGCGCCUCAUUUUCAGGUGCUGUGUUCAAUCUCUCCACGACCAUCGUCGGCGCAGGAAUUAUGGCUCUUCCCGCCACUUUUAAGCAGCUCGGCCUUAUCCCCGGCGUAACCCUAAUUAUCCUCGCCGCUCUAUUGACAGAAUUCUCCAUCGAUAUGAUUCUUCGAUUCAGUAAGGCUUCCAAGUCUACCUCUUACGCAUCCGUCGCCGGCGAUUCUUUCGGCGUUUUCGGCCGUACAAUAUCGCAGGUCUGCAUUAUCGUCAACAACCUCGGCAUGCUUGUCGUCUAUUUGAUCAUUAUCGGUGAUGUGCUGGCAGGAACGUGGACGAUGGGAUUACGACAUAGAGGGUUAAUGGAGGAAUGGUUUGGACAGCAAUGGUGGUGGACCUCACGCUCAAUUUUACUUCUUCUUACUACUUGUUUUGUUAUUGCGCCUCUCAUUUCUUUUAAGCGUGUUGAUUCACUGAGGUAUACAUCAGCCUUGUCGGUGGGUUUGGCUGUUGUAUUUGUCGCAAUUACUGCAGGAGUAACGAUUGUAAAGAUGUUGGAGGGAACCAUAAAAAUGCCUCCCCUGUUUCCUGAACUAGUGGACCAAGCAGCAUUCUGGAAGCUCUUUACAACUAUUCCAAUUCUAGUUACCGCGUAUAUUUGCCACCACAAUGUGCAUCCCAUUGAGAACGAACUUACAGACCCCUCCCAGAUGAAGUCAAUUGUUAGGACGUCACUCAUAUUGUGCUCCUCGGUUUAUGUUGCCACAAGCUUUUUUGGGUUUCUUUUGUUUGGGGAACAAACACUGGAUGAUGUGCUUGCAAAUUUUGAUGGAGACCUUGGGGUUCCAUAUAGUUCACUGCUAGAUGAUGUGAUAAGAGUCAGUUACGGUGUCCACUUGAUGCUUGUGUUCCCUAUUGUAUUCUACUCCCUUCGCCUCAAUGUGGACGGACUACUCUUUCCACAUGCCAUACCCAUAGGAUAUGAUAAUAAGAGAUUCUACUCACUGACUGCAUGCCUUAUGGGCUUCAUAUUUCUGGGGGCCAACUCUGUGCCCAGCAUCUGGGAUGCAUUCCAGUUCACAGGUGCUACUGCUACUAUAUCUGUUGGAUACAUCUUUCCGGCUGCAAUUGCCCUAAGAGAUAACCAUGGCAUUGCAACAAGGAAAGAUAGAUUAAUUUCAUGGGUAAUGAUUCCAUUAGCUGUGUUAUCAAGUACUGUGGCCAUUCUAAGUGACAUUUAUAGCUUUUUUGUUACCAACAAAGGACAUGAAACUUGAUCCUAACGGAGUCCUCUGAUAUUGGCGCUAUAUUUGGUUUGGCCUUGAUCGAUACACGAGAAGAAAAUCUAAUGUGUCAAGAAACAACCUUUCAUCUUGUUUUGAUACAUGGAACCGCAUGUAUCACGAGAAGAAGACGACACUAGAUGAUCUUGUUUUGAUACAUGGAACCGCAUGUAUCACGAGAAGAAGACGACACACCAAACCAUAAAGGGAGAUUGAGCCGGAGCGACAGAACAGAGACGACCAUAGACCCAUAACAAUUAUUUAUCAAAUACUUUUCCACAAACUUUUAGUAUAUGAAACUAGCUUAUACAAUCAAAUCAAAUCAAAUCAAAUAAUGCAAACUACUCUCUCUAUUUUUUAAUAA